UUUGCAAUUUGGCUACAGAGAGAGAAGGCUGCAGGGAGCAGGUGUGUAAUUUCAAUGCACUCCAGCACCACCACCAUCCGUGACCCAAGGAACCCAGAACACGUGAAGACAUUUACUUUUGAUCUAGCCUAUUGGUCUCACAGUGGUUUUCAGAAGGACAAAGAUGGUUUCCUUAUGUCCACUGGUUCUAAUAGUGCCUAUGCAGACCAGAGGGACAUAUUUCGUGACCUGGGCCAAGGAGUUUUGGAUAACGCCUGGCAAGGUUACAACGCCACUAUCCUAGCCUAUGGCCAAACUGGCUCAGGGAAAAGCUAUUCCAUGAUUGGUUGUGGUGCAAACAGGGGCAUAAUCCCAAAUGUGUGUGAAGAACUCUUUAAAGCAAUUCAAACCCAGGAGGAAAAUCAGUAUCAGGUGACUUUCAGUAUGUUGGAAAUUUACAAUGAACAGGUCAUCGAUUUGCUGUCUAAAACAAAGAAGCCCGGUGGGCUCAAGGUGUUUCUUGAGGGAGAUCUCACCAAGCAAUCCAGUAUAAACUUGGUGGAUUUAGCUGGUAGUGAAAGGCAGAAGUCCUCAGGAUCAGAUGGAGACAGGCUGAGGGAAGGGACCCGGGUUAACCUCAGUUUAACCACAUUAGGAAAUGUCAUCAGCGCCCUUGCAGCCGUGGCUGUGGGGAAGAGGAUGCUCCAUAUCCCUUACCGAGACUCCAUCUUGACCAAGCUGCUCCAGCCAGCACUUGGGGGGAACAGCAGAACUGUUAUGAUUGCAGCUAUCAGUCCUGCUGAUAUUUGUUAUGAAGAGACUUUGUCAACUUUAAGAUACGCUGAAAGCGGUAACUAUAGGCUACCUGCUGAGUGCAUAGCUCUGGGCUUGUCUGCACAUCCAAGUAAAUCUUCUGCAGAAACUGUUUCUAAGUCAGUACUUUCAGUGCCCAGGAUUUACCAUCUGUUUUGUAUUUCUUCUAUAUUUGCUUGGGAAAGAACCAAAAAGAUCAAGAACAAGGCAGUGGUGAAUACCAGUCCCACAGAGAAACUUAUAAAGGAGUUGAAGGCAGAAAACAAUCAACUCUUGUUCAAGCUUGCUGGACUCGGGAAUUCAGGGAAACGAGUAGCAGAUAAAACAAAGGAGCUGGCAUCCUUGCUGGCAGAGAACCAAUUGCGGAUUCAGGCGAUUCAGAUGACCUGGGAGUAUCAGCUGGAGGAGGCCCGGAAGGAGUGGAAAGAGCAGUGUGCUGCAAUCAGUCAGGAGCAGCGAAUGGUGAAGUCCUUCCCUUACCUUCUGAAUGUGAAUGAGGACCCGCAGCUCACCGGAGUUCUCAAGCACUUCAUCCAGGAUGGUUCAUGUGAUGUUGGCCAGGCUGCAUCCAAUGCUAUAUCCCUUCGAGGCUUGGGUAUUUCUGACAAACAUGCUACGUUUACUAAUGUGGCUGGGAAAGUGACGGUGGUCCCACGUGGCAAGGGCAGGGUGGUUGUGAACGGCGUGCUGAUUGUUUUGGAAACGAAGCUGCAGCAUCUGGACCGUAUCAUUUUGGGAUCCACUAGUGCCUAUCUCUACAUUGGAUUUCCUUCAGAACGAGGAAGUGAAGACUUGACACCGUUUGAUUACGACUUUUUCCAGUCUGAGUUGGCAGCAGCAGAGGGGGUCAGUAUGGACCAGCUGGCUGCUACAAAUGAUGGUAAACCCGACCCCAGUGUCCUUGCGGUUUUCCAGGACUACAUUAAAUUGAUGCCUUUGGUGGCAGAAGCAAAUCAGAUGAGUGAGGAGCUUAUGAAGGAGCUUAGAUUGGAGCUGAAAGUAAAGAAUUUAGCAUCCUCAGAUUCUAGAGGAAAUGAUUUGCAAAAGGAAGUUGUGGUAAAAGUGACCAAUGAGAAGACUAAUGAGGUAUGGAUGUGGUCAAAAGCAAAGUUCAUCAAUCGGAAAUUUCUAAUGGAGGAAGUUUAUCAGCGUUUCCUAGAUGGAGAGGACCUCCAGAUCACUCAAGAAAAUGACCCAUUCUGGGAUCCAGUUGAGGCCAUUCACUUAGGAUCUGCUCAUGUCUGGCUUCAGUCUCUUGCUUACUGUAUGAAACUUGAGGAACAAACUGAACUACUGAACUCUGAUGGAUUGGAAGAAGCAACUAUACUUGUUGAUGUAAUUCCAUGUUCCAGAAGCGGAGAGUAUGUGUAUCUCUUUCCCCUCUCUUUUAGUGACAAGAACUCCAAACUUCUGAAAGUUCAGUCUUUAAAAGCCAACGUUUGUAUUGCAAUAGAUAAGGAGGUAAAAAAACAAAAUGGGAUUAACUCCUAUCACUCGGAGAAAACUGAGGAAAAGCUGUUUCUGGCUCCUAAAGGGGAUGAACUGAGCCUUCCAGGGGCCAGCAGUCAGCCACACCAAGGCAGGGGGAAAGAAGAAUCCUUGCCAGGCCUGGCACUGUGUGCCCCACACGAGCUGUUGGGCCAGCUUCCCCACUUCACGAGCAUGUCCGAAGCAGCGGCCACAUCGGAGGAGGAGCCUAGUGAGAUGGUCCAGCCUCCUGUGGAAUUCACCAGCCUGUUGACUGCCAUCUCAGGACGCAUUUCAGUGCCCCAGCUGAGACGACCUGAAGCCAAGGAAGAAAACGUCAAACAGCCCCUCGACAUUCCAGGACCCUGGUCCCCAGAGCUAGCCAAGUUGUCCAGCUUCCUUUGGAAUUUACUUGCCAUCAGCCAUCUUGGGAUAUUCCGGACUCCCUAUUCCUUUGCAUCCCAACUGAGAGAAUCCCAGGCCAGUGGACAAAAUGGGAAGCGAAGGUGUGGCUUUGCUCUCAAACCCAGCUUGGUUCUUUUUAGAAACCGGAACUGCCCACUUCACCUGCGUGCUUCGAGAGAAAUGGAGACGUCAGCCUGGGGUGGGCGAGGAGGGCCAGGUGGAGAGAAGCCAGCCUGCACCCAAGGAAAAGACUGGAACCAAAGUGAAAAGAAUUCAAAUGGCUCAGCUCUUCAUCGGAAAAAAAAUGGAAAAACGAAGAAGAUGAAAAUGAGGAUCAAGUUGAGGAAAGCUGCAAGAGCUGGGUCUUUAAGUCCUAAUCCCUUGAGAGAACAUAAAGAAGAGUUUUCACUAUUGUCCUCUCACACUACCUGCGGGGGACAAAUGGCAUCCCUGGGCCUCUGCGACAGCGACACAGAUCACGGCCCCCCUACCGACCUGCUGUGGAUUUCAUCGCCAGCCUGCCGAUCCGACGGCCAUCCCAGAACUCGCCUGAUUCGUCGUUCUUCGGCACCCCAGCCGAGACAACUGCAGCUCCUCCCCCAGGAUGUUCUCUGGGGUCUGCAGCUGUCUCUCAACUUCGCCAAAACCGGAACUGCCCACUUCACCUGCGUGCUUCGAGAGAAAUGGAGACGUCAGCCUGGGGUGGGCGAGGAGGGCCAGGUGGAGAGAAGCCAGCCUGCACCCAAGACUCCUGCACCUGAACUAUCAGAACUUCACCUGAAACUGUUGAAGUUGGAACAGAAGAGUGAACUGCUGAGGAAUAUCGUCAGAACUCUCUGGGAAGAAAAUAUGCUUUUCAAGGAUUGGCUGAAGAGUUCUGGCAUAGGACAACAAAAAGAGAGCAACCUAGCAAAACCACCGGAUAAAUUAAAGCUGUGUACUCAUCGGGCCAGCUGUGAUGCUGAAUUUGCCAAGGCUUUGAACAUCUUCUACCAAAGCAUGAACCAAGUGAAGGGGCAGUUCCUGAAGCUGAGACACUUCAGAGCACCUGAGGACGACAAGCAGUUGCGGUUUUUCACUGAAAAACUGGCACAUAUGCUAAAAGAUUUUGAGCAGCUACUAGACUCCAGUCUCUGGAAACUGAAAAAUAAUGUUGCUCUUGUAAUUCAAAAGAAGAGAGAAAAUUCAGUGCCUAGCAAAUGUUCAGGCUCUACUUUUCCUAGAUCAUUGAAGGUUGUUAAGCAAAUUAUUUUGCAUAGCUCAAAAAUUUUCAAGCCCCCUCACUUUCUCUUUGUAUACCUGUCAUACUGAAUUGGGAACUUCAAAGUUCUGUAAAGAUAAUAAAUUUUAAGACUUAUGCUUUAAA
Ornithorhynchus anatinus (platypus) is the source of this 4030-nucleotide messenger RNA. RefSeq names its product kinesin-like protein KIF28P. Gene Ontology annotation, biological process: cytoskeleton-dependent intracellular transport; microtubule-based movement. The transcript has 31 exons. The annotation marks the transcript as partial. Gene Ontology annotation, molecular function: microtubule motor activity; ATP binding; microtubule binding. The record is from RefSeq and is a predicted model, not a curated record. NCBI's taxonomy places the organism in Eukaryota, Metazoa, Chordata, Mammalia, Monotremata, Ornithorhynchidae. Gene Ontology annotation, cellular component: kinesin complex; microtubule.